Molecule: messenger RNA, 2330 nt
Organism: Nycticebus coucang (slow loris)
Lineage: Eukaryota; Metazoa; Chordata; Mammalia; Primates; Lorisidae
Gene: LRFN4
Product: leucine rich repeat and fibronectin type III domain containing 4
Exons: 2
Coding region: 108-2093 (661 amino acids)
Molecular function (GO): protein binding
Source: RefSeq, a predicted model, not a curated record
GGGCCUGGCCCUAAAGGCCCCAGCCUUCCCUCAUUCCUGGAGGACUCCUUGGACCUUUGACCCAGCCCCUUCCCAGGCCAGGCUCUUGGGAGCUGGCUUCUGGGACAAUGUCCUGGGCUCAAGUGGGCACCUGCACCAACCCCACCUGUGCCUGGGCCAUGGCCCUUUCCUACAGGGCACUCAUCAUGGCCCCACCGCUCCUGCUGCUGCUGCUGGCCAGUGGAGCGGCUGCAUGUCCCCUGCCCUGCAUCUGCCAGAACCUGUCUGAGUCACUCAGCACCCUUUGUGCCCACCGAGGCCUGCUGUUUGUGCCGCCCAACGUGGACCGGCGCACGGUGGAGCUGCGGCUGGCUGACAACUUCAUCCAAGCCCUGGGGCCACCUGACUUCCGCAACAUGACAGGGUUGGUUGACCUGACGCUGUCUCGCAACGCCAUCACCCGCAUUGGAGCCCGCGCUUUUGGGGACCUGGAGAGCCUGCGGUCCCUGCACUUGGAUGGCAACAGGCUGGUGGAGCUGGGCUCUGGCAGCCUGCGGGGGCCUGUCAACCUGCAGCAUCUCAUCCUCAGUGGCAACCAGCUGGGUCGCAUCGCGCCAGGGGCCUUUGAUGACUUCCUGGACAGCCUGGAGGACCUGGACCUGUCCUACAACAACCUCCGCCAGGUGCCCUGGGCUGGCAUUGGCGCCAUGCCUGCCCUGCACACCCUCAACCUGGACCACAACCUCAUCGACGUACUGCCACCGGGCGCCUUCGCCCAGCUGGGUCAGCUCUCCCGCCUGGACCUCACCUCCAACCGCCUGGCCACGCUGGCACCGGACCCGCUCUUCUCCCGGGGGCGUGAUGCUGAGGCAUCACCCGCACCCCUGGUGCUGAGUUUCAGUGGGAACCCACUGCACUGCAACUGCGAGCUGCUGUGGCUGCGGCGGCUGGCCCGGCCCGAUGACCUGGAGACCUGUGCGUCCCCACCCAGCCUGGCGGGCCGCUACUUCUGGGCAGUGCCAGAGGGCGAGUUCUCCUGCGAGCCCCCCCUCAUUGCCCGUCACACACAGCGCCUCUGGGUACUAGAGGGCCAGCGGGCCACACUUAGGUGCCGGGCCCUCGGCGACCCCACGCCCACCAUGCACUGGGUUGGCCCUGAUGACCGGCUGGUUGGCAACUCCUCCCGAGCCCGGGCUUUUCCCAAUGGGACUCUGGAGAUUGGGGUGACAGGAGCCGGGGAUGCAGGGGGCUAUACCUGCAUUGCUACCAACCCAGCUGGAGAGGCCACAGCCCGAGUAGAGCUGCAGGUGCUGGCUUUGCCCCACGGAGGGAACAACAGUGCCGAGGGGGGCCACCCCGGACCCUCGGACAUUGCUGCCUCGGCUCGCACUGCUGCCGAAGGCGAGGGUACUCUGGAGUCUGAGCCAGUGGUGCAGGUGACAGAGGUCACCGCCACCUCAGGGCUGGUGAGCUGGGGGCCAGGGCGGCCGGCUGACCCUGUGUGGAUGUUCCAAAUCCAGUACAACAGCAGCGAGGACGAGACCCUCAUCUAUCGGAUUGUCCCAGCCUCCAGCCACCACUUCCUGCUGAAGCACCUGGUCCCUGGUGCUGACUACGACCUCUGCCUGCUGGCCCUGUCACCUGCUGCUGGGCCCUCAGACCUCACAGCCACCAGGCUGCUGGGUUGUGCCCACUUCUCUACGCUGCCGGCUACACCCUUGUGCCAUGCCCUGCAGGCCCACGUGCUGGGCGGGACCCUGACUGUGGCUGUUGGGGGUGUGCUGGUGGCUGCCUUACUGGUCUUCACUGUGGCCUUGCUGGUACGGGGCCGGGGGGCCGGGAAUGGCCGCCUCCCCCUCAAGCUCAGCCACGUCCAGUCCCAGACCAAUGGUGGCCCCAGCCCCACGCCCAAGACCCACCCACCGCGGAGCCCCCCGCCCCGCCCCCAGCGCAGCUGCUCCCUGGACCUGGGGGACGCUGGGUGCUAUGGUUACGCCAGGCGCCUGGGAGGGGCCUGGGCCCGUCGGAGCCACUCAGUGCACGGGGGGCUGCUCGGGGCAGGGUGCCGCGGCAUGGGUGGCAGCACGGAGAGGCUGGAGGAGAGUGUGGUGUAAGGGGUGGGUGGCAUGUGGUCGCCUGGCCCAGGGGUCCCUCCUUGGUUUUUAUUCUUGGUACCUCAGGCUCCCCUGCAUACUUGGCGGGACAGGGAGCCCCUUCCUUGGUUCUGGUCUCCAGACUAGGAUAAGGGGACAGGUCCCUCUGAUAGGUGCUCACAGCCCCAGAGGCAGGCGCUGCAGCCACCAAAUGGGAGUCUUGUUUUUAUUUAUAAUAAAAUUGUUGGGGACACCUCA